Carassius gibelio (silver crucian carp) is the source of this 1209-nucleotide messenger RNA. Its product is annotated as olfactory receptor 13C2-like. The transcript is spliced from 3 exons. The record is from RefSeq and is a predicted model, not a curated record. Gene Ontology annotation, biological process: G protein-coupled receptor signaling pathway. NCBI's taxonomy places the organism in Eukaryota, Metazoa, Chordata, Actinopteri, Cypriniformes, Cyprinidae. Gene Ontology annotation, cellular component: membrane. Gene Ontology annotation, molecular function: G protein-coupled receptor activity; olfactory receptor activity. Bases 1 to 1209 code for a protein of 402 amino acids.
AUGAAUGGAGGAUCAGUGAAUGAACUUACCAUGAAUCUUGAUUUCACUGAAAACAGGAAUAUUUCUAUUCCAUCUUACUUCUACAUCACUGGUUUGUCUGGUAUACCUCACAUGAGAUACUAUUACAUUUUUCUGUUUUUUGUCUAUUUUAUCUCUUUGCUUGGAAACUCCUGCCUCAUGUUUGUUAUCAUUAUGGAUCGAAAUCUCCACACUCCUAAAUAUAUCUCGGUCUUUAAUUUAUCGCUGACAGACAUUUGUGAGAGUACGGCUGUGAUCCCUCAGCUACUGGAUACAUUUUUGUUUGGGAAUCAGUUGAUACCAUAUGGAUUGUGCUUGUCCAAUAUGUUCUCCAAUAUGUUAUUUUUUACAGAGCAGUCACUAACUCUCACUGUUCUUUCUUUUGACAGAUUAGUUGCUAUUUCAUUACCACUGAGGUAUCAUAUGAUUGUGACCCAUGGAUCAAUGCUUGUUAUAAUUGGUGCUUCAUGGACAAUAGCAAUGUUACUAACAAUGAUUGGAGCAAUUUUUAUGAGCAGACUUUCUUUCUGCAAAUUUAUAGUCACUGUUAACAGUUUCUACUGUGAUCAUGGGCCUAUAUAUCGUUCUGCUUGUAACAAUAAUUUCCCGACUUGUAAUGAUAUUUCCAUAAAUAUUUUGAUGGGUCAUAUUUCCUUUGGUCUCCUGAUUUGCACACCACUCAUACUGAUCAUUAUUUCAUAUUUCUGCAUUGCUCUGGCUCUGCUUAAGAUUGCUCACGGUGCUGACCGAAUCAAGGCCAUAAAAACCUGCACCUCGCAUCUCAUAUUGGUGGCAAUUUUUUAUCUCCCAGUUUUGUGCAAUGUCCUUGCAUCUGUAACAACACCUUUGCAUCCAAACGCCCAGAUAAUUAACAAUUCUCUGACUCAGACAAUACCACCAAUGCUGAAUCCCAUCAUAUACACUCUAAAGACAGAAGAGGUCAUGCAGUCCAUAAAAGAACUGUACAAACACAGCAAAGUGAAUACACACAACCAAAAACCAGAGGUAGUUGAUAUACCAAUGCAGUCAGGGCCCCGUGUAGCCCAAGUUGGAAAUGGAGAGCUGAUGAUCCAGGGCAAUGGAAUGGCCGUGGUUGAGCCGGAGAGACAGAGGACUGAAGAAGAGCCAAAGGUUUGGAGGAACCUGAAGGAGCCAGAGGGACGAGAUGCAGCCGUAGGAGUGGAGUCCUGA